AUGCCGUCAGACCUCUUGGCUGUUGGCUGUUGGCUGUUGGCGGCUGAAGGCAACGGGACUGAUCUGGAACUGUAUCUGAAAUGGGGGCUGGGCCUGGGGGCUGUUUUAUGGACACCGGCGGCAGCUGAAGGCAUCGCUGGAAGCAUGGCAGCAGCGUGGCAGGCACUGCAGAAUAUGCCGAGCAUUGGCGGACUGGGCACCAUCCAUGGCCAGCACGCCGUCGAGGACGUUUAA
Sporothrix schenckii 1099-18 is the source of this 234-nucleotide messenger RNA. RefSeq lists its product as uncharacterized. Bases 1 to 234 code for a protein of 77 amino acids. The record is from RefSeq and is a predicted model, not a curated record. The transcript has 2 exons. NCBI's taxonomy places the organism in Eukaryota, Fungi, Ascomycota, Sordariomycetes, Ophiostomatales, Ophiostomataceae.